Messenger RNA from Danio rerio (zebrafish), 1716 nucleotides. The record is from RefSeq and is a predicted model, not a curated record. NCBI's taxonomy places the organism in Eukaryota, Metazoa, Chordata, Actinopteri, Cypriniformes, Danionidae.
AGAUGUACUCAUAAGAGGAAGGAGCAUGAGAAUGUUUCUCACGGAUAACAAGAUCUUAUUUGCUCGACAGAUUUUCUGAUAUGAGCGUUUCACACCGAUUAUCUCAUAUGAUGAAAGUUAAAAACCGCUUGAAGGUGGUUUUAGUCCUGAUGUUGCUCAGUUUACUGAUUUUCCUGUUUAUACAAAGUGAAGUGUUCGACAGGAUGCCAACAUUCCGUGCCAGUCCUGAACAUGACAUGGCCUCAAGGUUAAAUAUUACUUGUGAAGGAGCUGAACUCACCAGGCAGUUCGUGCCAAAAUAUCAACUAAAUGAUCUACUUGAACGCAGAGAAAAGGAGUAUAAGCAAAGUAAACUCAGGGUGAAAACAGAUACAGAUAUUCUCAUCGCCCCGGCCAACUCUCCUCUACAAUAUCCUAUAACAGGUUUCAGGGUAGUUCCUCUGAAGAAAAGUAUGAUUCCAGGUCUUGCCCUUCGAGUAAAAAGGACAAGUGUACGAACAAAUGGUGGGCAGUACAAGGUGUCUUUGAGUGUGAUGAGUGGUGUGCUCUCAGUGGAGGAUGUACAGGAUGGACAGCAGGUGGAUGGACAGGGCCAGAGUGAACUGACCAUCUCAUCCAGCAACCUCACACAACUCAAUGAUCUGCUGUCCAGAGUGAGCUACACCAGCACCGUCUACCACAUCAGAACAUCAGACCUGGCUUGUUUGUCUUUUGAGGAUCAUGAAGCCAAAUUUCCAAUCAUGAUAAGGAGACCAACAGUUCCUGUUCUGUAUGACCCAGGAGAAGAUAUCAACUCACAGGUGACCAUAUUAACCAAGACCUUUCUGAGGUACAAGGAGCUGAACGUCCUAAUCGAGAGCAUCCGGAAGUUUUACCCCAAAAUCAAGAUCAUCAUUGCAGACGACAGUCUAAACCCUGAAAGUGUGUCCGGAGACAACAUAGAGCACUUCAUCAUGCCUCCAGCACAGGGGUGGUUUGCGGGCCGAAAUCUGGCUGUAUCUCAAUUGACAACAAAAUACUUCCUGUGGGUCGAUGAUGACUUUGAGUUCUUGGAUGAGACCCGGAUCGAGAGUUUUGUGGAGAUGAUGGAGGCAGUUCCAGACCUAGAUGUUAUUGGCGGUGAGGUGUCUGGUGACCAGUUUUAUUUCCUUCUGGAAUAUGAUGAGGGAGCUGAGCAUGAAGGAGGGGGAUGUCUAAGGCGUGUUAGAGGAGAGUUUCAUCAGCCACUUUCAGGGUAUGAUGGAUGCCAUCUUGUGGAUGGUGUAACAAAUUAUUUCUUGGCAAGAACUGAAGCCGUGCGAAGAAUUGGUUUCGACCCGUUCUUGAAAAGAGUUGGUCACACAGAGUUUUUCAUCGAUGGCCUUGGAAAGUUAUUGGUAGCCACAUGUAAGGGCUUCUCUAUUGGUCAUCAGAUACAUCAGACAUAUGACAGCUAUGACAGUUACAGGAAUCAAGAAAAAGAGGAUGAAAAGAGAAAACUGGCUCAUCACUUCUUUAAGAAUUAUCUCAACUGCAUCAAGUACUGAUAUUUACAUAUCCAACUAAUGUAAUUUAUUUCUGUGGACAAAAUGUGAAAUUCUGAAAAACAGAAAAGGACAGAGUCAGCUGCUAUGAGGAAAGUGCAUUACUUAAAGGAAUUGUUCACCCAAAUAUGACAUUCUGCCAUCAUUUACUCGUUUUGGGUUUUUCUAAAGUAAAGUUUUCCAUCUGAAAAAC